AUGAGAAGCAAAGGACGCAAAGCAAAGAAGCAAAGCAAGUUAAUGAAAAUCGUAUGUUCACCCAUCAGACUUCUAAGCAAGGCAAGAGCCUUCUACGUGAAGAAUAUAGAGGAGUGCGCUGGCGGGGUUGGUCGUGGCGGUGGGGUGGUUUGCCCUGCUCCCCCUGCAGCUUCACGCUUGCAUAAGAGCUUCAGUGUCAACUCCUCUAAGGCAAGCGACGAUGAAGAGUUUAGACAACUGCUUCGUGCGGCAUCUAAGCGAGGGAUAGACAGCAAGGUGCAAUCAUCAGGCAUGAAACGGACCACAGCGGGAUCUGGUGGGAUGGGGAUGAGAAGCUACAGUGUUGGGAUUGGAAAGAUUGGGAGAAUUGACGAGGACAAGCCUUGUUCCUUUGAGGAAGAAGAGAUUGAUGCUAUGCUGUAUCCGCGAAGUAGAAGCUACGCAGCUAGGAGGAAUGUUGUAGUGUAUCGCUAG
Messenger RNA from Theobroma cacao (cacao), 474 nucleotides. RefSeq lists its product as uncharacterized. The record is from RefSeq and is a predicted model, not a curated record. NCBI's taxonomy places the organism in Eukaryota, Viridiplantae, Streptophyta, Magnoliopsida, Malvales, Malvaceae.